UUCUGCUAAUUACAACAUCAGAAAGACAGAAGCCAUUGUACUACAUAAAUAAAAGUCAAGUUCGAAUUUAUUCUGAGUCGGCUAAGGAAUGCAGACUAAAUAAGAGAACAAACAACGCAACUGAAAGAAAACAAGCUUGGAAAUUUCGAGCUUUACUAUGCUUCGAGUCUCGCUAGUACUUUUAGUAUUAAGCUCGGUGUUCAUCGGAUGGGUUAACUCGCACGAAGAAUCAGGUGAGUGGAGUUGCGAUUCUGACUCUGAGAUCCGAGUCCAGGCCGAGUUCAAGCCAGGACUUGUCACGCUUGAUGGUCACGCCGAUGAUUGGAAAGACAUUGAUGGCUUCGAAUUCUCUCUUCUACUGGCUCUUGACCCUGACGAUGACCACGAGUACAAAGGUGGAAAAAUGACCGUUAAGGCUUUGCACGACGGUCGUGAUGUCUUCUUUUUGUUGCAAGUUGAUGGGGAGUAUGUGUAUUCUAAAGGCGAAAACACAAAGUGCCCUUCCGUUGCUCUUAUGUUUCAAGUAGGCGAAGAUGCUACCUAUCAUAAUAUGGGUGGGUGUAAAGAGCAUUCCGACUCUUGCACCAACAAGACUUGCAAAGGGCACGAGGUUGACAUUAUGCACUUCUCAAUUGGAAAUGCUAUACCGGGACGACUUUAUGGUGGCAAUCCAAUAGAUAACAGAGAUGGAAAUGGAAAUGACAAGUUUGGUCAUUUGGUCGAUGUUUAUGAUUGGAACCCACACUGUAGAUAUCUUGAUGGAAUUGGCCCUUCAGGAAAUGAUUCUAGUGCUCAGAAUGAUUGGAAAGGAGCGUGGUGGCACAGUAGCUUCAAUGUUCACUCAGGUUUCGUGGAGGAAGACAGCCCAUAUGCAUCGGGUGGUCAAAAGGGCACAUAUUAUUUUGAAUUUUCUAGGCCUUUGAGAACCAUGGAUCGUCUACAACAGGAUGCUCAGCUUACAAUUGGCGGGUUGAGCAAGAUGUCUGUUGCAUUCUGGUAUCCAGUUGAUGGGAACCCAUGGCAUGGAUCUGGACACUAUUCUAUUAAUUGUGAUUGGGUACCCUUGGAUAUUUCUUCGGGCAGCUCUAUGCUAAGAAAGUCAGGCACAGGCAGCUCCGGAGAUACUGCCAGUAUCUUUGCUCUUCUACUCUCAGUAGUCGCAUUAUGUGUUUCUGUUUUUGUGGGUUAUCGUGUGUUUAGACCCCCGAGUCACCACUUUACACCUAUGGAAAACCUUUAAAGCAGUGGUAUAGAUUUUGAAUUGUACUAUUACUUGGAUGUGUACUUUACAGGAUUGUACUUCAAUUCCACUUCGUUUCAUUUUUUAAUAAAGUUCAAUUGUUACUUUA
This is a messenger RNA of Pistacia vera, 1349 nucleotides long. RefSeq lists its product as uncharacterized. The coding region runs from base 158 to 1240 and encodes 360 amino acids. Gene Ontology annotation, molecular function: heme binding. The transcript has 8 exons. NCBI's taxonomy places the organism in Eukaryota, Viridiplantae, Streptophyta, Magnoliopsida, Sapindales, Anacardiaceae. The record is from RefSeq and is a predicted model, not a curated record.